This is a messenger RNA of Brassica oleracea var. oleracea, 2457 nucleotides long. RefSeq lists its product as uncharacterized. The transcript has 3 exons. The record is from RefSeq and is a predicted model, not a curated record. Lineage: Eukaryota; Viridiplantae; Streptophyta; Magnoliopsida; Brassicales; Brassicaceae. The coding region runs from base 1 to 2457 and encodes 818 amino acids. Gene Ontology annotation, molecular function: zinc ion binding.
AUGGAGGACCAGUGCAUGGUCAUGUGCGGCGAGUGGGUUUGUGAUAACGGAGGGAAGUGGGAUUUUGUGCUUGACAAGCGUCAGAUGGCGCGUCUGGUUCCUUUGUACGAAGGAAUGAGCUUGCGAGAACUUCAAGGCAACGUCUUGCGUGAGUUUGGCGUUGAGGAGGGUUUGUUUGUGGCUGCUCUUAGCUACUGGCCGCUGUCGAGCUUGGAGCUAGCGACCGGGAUAAAGACCCCGCCGGUAUUACUGACAAGUGAUGGAGCCCUAAGGUACUUUCUGCAGCAUUUGAGAGUGAAAGGAGAUAUGAAUUUGUUUGUGAGAUUUGAGAGGAGCAGCACCAAUAACAAUUUCGUUGAUGAUUCCGAAAUGGAAGGUCCAAGAGAUGCUCGAAAAGAGGCUCCCGAGAAGACUCCCAAUGCGCGUGUUGUUAAUCUUGAGGAAGUGGAGUUUGUACGUGAAGUUGAGAGGGUUGAAGAAGUAAUCAAUUGUGGGAGUACGUUCAGACAGGAAGAAGUUCUAGGCGGCAGUAAUGUUGGGGAAGAUGCGGUUGAUGAGAGAGACGUGAGGCCUAGAGGGUAUGACAAAGAGUUUUGGAGUCCACUUCUUAAAGACGACUUCUGGGGGUCUAAUGCUGUCAAUGUUAUUUACAAUGAGGAUGAGAUAGUGGAAGAUUUGAUAAAGAAUAGUGGUGGUAGAAGCAGCCUUAAGACUGGUCCUGUGAUGACAAACACCCGUGGACGGGUUGACAUUCCACCACUUUUUGAUGACACAAGCUAUGCUGCAGCAGAGAUACCAGACAUGGACUUGGACGAAGGUGAUGGGAAGAUCUAUGUUGGGAAGGUGGUUGGUAACAAAGAAGAUUGUCAAAUAUCACUGGCUAUAUACGCUAUAAGGAAUCAGUUUCGCUUCAAACAGACUAGGACAAAAGUUGAUUCUUUUGUGAUGGAGUGUCCUGACCCAAGGUGUGAUUGGCGUGGGACAGCCCAUGAAAUUAGAGGUUGUGGCUAUUACGAGAUCAGGAAAGCACAACUAGAUCAUAGCUGUCCAAUUGAAUUUAGACAGGGCUAUAAGAGUAAAGCUACAGCAUGGGUGAUCACAGCUGUGUACAAAGAGAAGUUUGGUGAUCCCGGGAAAGGGCCAGUGGCGUCAGAAUUGCAGAAGCUUGUGCUUGAGGAUCUUCGUGUGACUGGUUCUUACAUGAAGUGCUAUAGGGCUAAAGAGAAGGUUGUAAUCGACAUUCAUGGCUCUGGAGAAGAUUCUUAUCUGAAACUGUCUGAGUAUUUGCACAUGUUAAAAUUUUCGAAUCCUGGAACAGUGGCUGAUAUUGAAACGGAAGUUGAUGACGAUGGUGAUGAGCGGUUCUUUUAUCUGUUUCUUGCCUUUGGAGCGUCUAUACAAGGUUUUAAGAAGCUACGUCUGGUGCUGGUUGUAGAUGGAACACACUUAGGAGGCAAGUACAAAGGUGUGUUGCUCACGGCAAGCGGACAAGAUGCAAAUUUUCAGAUUUUCCCUCUAGCUUAUGCUAUUGUGGACAGCGAAGAUGAAGAAUCAUGGACUUGGUUCUUGAUGAAGUUGGAGAGGAUAUUAGGUGAUUCUCCAAGGCUUGCGAUCAUAUCUGACCGUGCAUCAUGCAUUGCAACAUCUGUGAAACGUGUGUACCCUUAUGCUAAUCACGGUUACUGCAUUGUUCAUUUGGCAAGAAACGUCAACUCUCGUUACUCAAGCAAAAACUUGGCUAAAAUGGUAAAAUCAACUGCAAUGGCUUUCCGUAUGGGAGAUUACAGGGACCUGUUAAGCAAAGUAAGGUCUCAGAGGAGUGAGUGUGGAGUGUAUCUGGCUAAGAUUGGUACUGCUCAUUGGUCAAGGGCUAACUUCCUUGGAGACCGCUACAACAUCAUGACUAGUAACAUAGCGGAGCAGCUGAACCAUGCACUCGUGGAGGGGAGAACUUCACCUAUUAUGGAGUUGGUUAUUUUCAUUCAAAGGAUGAUGACAAGGUGGUUUAGUGCAAGGAGAAAGAAGGCGGAAAACCACAGGGGUAUAGUUAGUGUGGAGGUGGACAAGGUGAUGACAAACAAUAUGGCAACGAUGAAGGGGAGUAAAGUGAAUUCUUCUACUGAAUGGAGUUGUGAAAUUAUAGGUAAGUAUGGUAGGAAAGAACGUGUGCAUCUUGCCACUAAGCAGUGUAGUUGCAAGUAUUUUGAUAAAAUCAAAAUACCCUCUGGCCAUGCUAUGAUUGUUGCAGACAGUUUGGGAGUGCGUUAUGAGACUUUGGUUGGUCACUACUACAAGACAUCCACAUGGAGGGAGACAUAUGCUGGGGUAAUCAGUCCAGAAGGGGACCCUCGUGACGUGGAUAUCCCUGAAGAUGUGAAGAAGAUGAUGUUGAUGCCCCCUUGUGACAAAGAGACAACCAGGUCGCAGAAGGAAGAACAGGAUUCCCUCGAUUGGUGA